AUGGAUGGGGGUAAUGGGAGACGAUCAGUGGAACAAUUCGAGAUUAUUGAACAUCAAGUCACUGAGGAGAGAAGACCUGCAGGAUCAGCUGUUCCCUUUACGUCAAUUCGAAAAACCACCGAAUCUUUUGAGAGACAAGGCGAUGAAAUUCUCAAUCGACGAUAUGAAAUCACAGAAGAGCGAGAUAUUCCUGGAAGAUUCGAUCAAACUGGCGAACGGGAUAUGAGCAGAGAGCCCUCAUUCCUCCACACUUCAGCAAAUUACGGUCAACAAAUCGAAUUCUCUCCACAAAGACAUCAACUCUCAUCAUCGUCAGCCAUAAACAAUUACGGUUAUGAUAUUCAUGAAGUGCAUACGUCGGAAGGAGGCGCUCGAAUUGUGGAGACACACGGCGGAGGCCCGUUACAGCAAGAGACACCGACGAGUAGACCCGGCAUAUCAUCUGCCUUAAGAUCUGGCUCGUCACUGAGAUCAAGCGGUGGUGUGUUCACUGUGCCUUCUCCACCAUUGGCAAAAGAUGAAUCGUGGAGACAUGAUACAAGCACGGAACAUGAAUCAUUCGUUCGUAAAGACAGCUACAAGCGAAUGCAACAAUCACAGGAGGUGAUCGGUUCAAAUGGGACAGUGGCUGGACCGGCUGAAAGUAGUAGAGUUUAUGCGCCUCGAUCCCAGUCAACAUUGAUGUCGAAUUCAUCGAGAGCACGAAGAGACACUGGAGAGGGAUGUUGGUCAAAGAUGAAGAAUUUCUUCAGCGAUCUUUACUGGGCUAUCAAAAGAGAACAACACUCGCCCCGACUUUGGGCAAAUGUUUGCUGUAUUUUGUUGAUGUUGCUCUUGCUCUUGAUUUUAUUCAUUGUCUUUCUCACAGCACUUUUCCAUCGAUAUUCAGUACGAGAGUUUUUGUUAUAUCCACCAGUUUGCGAGGAAUGUAGAAGAAAGAAUCCGAGUCUAGCCUCGGCUCAAAUGCCUUCGUCUGUAUAUGUUCACCACUAUUCAUCUGAACAAGCUCACUUUGAAAUGAGAGGAAAUCUCCCAUUCAGAAGUAACUCUUUCACUGCGAUCGACUUUUCAACGGGUUAUGUGGCAAUCGCAGAUCAUGCACUGACUGACUCAACUGGAAAGCAUUUCUCGUGUUUCCUUCUACCUCUUGAUAGAACGGCUCUCCCUAGCAUGGAUAGCCUGAUGGAGGCUUUGGAUGAGUCCGAUUACGAGAUUCAAUCAAAUUUCGGCUGGCAAGAGUAUUGGCAAUUCGAGCCAGAGCAAAUCGAUUACAAUAUGGUUCGCAGCAAGUUCACCGAUCCGAUAAAAGAUUGCGAAAGUGGGAAAUGGUAUCUCCUGAAGCAAACCGUGCAUCCAAGAGAUGGCUCUUGCUCAGAUUGUUAUGAUUUUUGUUUACCCGAUUACGCAGUGGUACGAAAAGUGAAAUAUGAAGAUGAAUCAACGUUAGGCAUUCGACGAUUGAAUUGUUUCCGUCUCUACGUGCCCGAAUGGGGUUCUCAUUCUCCACAGACAGACGCUUGGGGUGGUCAUUGGCAGUAUCCACUUCAAUCAACAAACACAAGAAGAGAUUCGGAUUUCGAGUGGCAAAGUUGGACCCCAAUUGCCGGCAAUCGAAUUCGACAAACGAGGAGUCGAAUCGACAAAGAAAAA
Molecule: messenger RNA, 1650 nt
Organism: Mesorhabditis belari
Lineage: Eukaryota; Metazoa; Nematoda; Chromadorea; Rhabditida; Rhabditidae
Source: the annotation of a GenBank genome assembly